CAACGCAGCGGGCGGAGCGCUGCCGGGUUGCGCGGUGUCCGGGGCCUGUAAGUAGUCGCCGGCUGCGUCGGGCCUGAGCCGAGCAGCUGCGCGACAUCAUGGACACCUCCGGGAAGCAGGCUGAGGCCAUGGCACUGCUGGCUGAAGCGGAGCGCAAGGUGAAGAACUCACAGUCCUUCUUCUCCGGCCUCUUCGGAGGCUCGUCCAAAAUAGAAGAAGCAUGCGAGAUCUAUGCCAGAGCGGCGAACAUGUUCAAGAUGGCCAAGAACUGGAGCGCUGCUGGGAAUGCUUUCUGCCAGGCUGCCCAGCUGCACCUACAGCUCCAGAGCAAGCAUGAUGCAGCCACGUGCUUCGUGGACGCAGGCAAUGCUUUCAAGAAAGCCGACCCACAAGAGGCCAUUAACUGUCUGAUGAGAGCAAUCGAGAUCUAUACUGACAUGGGCAGAUUCACGAUUGCAGCCAAGCACCACAUCUCCAUUGCUGAGAUCUACGAGACAGAGCUGGUGGACGUGGAGAAGGCCAUCGCCCACUAUGAGCAGUCUGCAGACUACUACAAAGGCGAAGAGUCCAACAGCUCAGCCAACAAGUGUCUGCUGAAGGUGGCCGGCUACGCCGCGCAGCUGGAGCAGUACCAGAAGGCCAUCGACAUCUAUGAGCAGGUAGGGACCAGCGCCAUGGACAGUCCCCUCCUCAAGUACAGCGCCAAAGACUACUUCUUCAAGGCGGCCCUCUGCCACUUCUGCAUAGACAUGCUCAACGCCAAGCUUGCUGUUCAAAAGUAUGAGGAGCUGUUCCCGGCCUUCUCGGAUUCCCGGGAAUGCAAGCUGAUGAAAAAACUGCUGGAAGCCCAUGAGGAACAGAAUGUGGACAGCUACACAGAAUCGGUGAAGGAAUACGACUCCAUCUCUAGGCUGGACCAGUGGCUCACCACCAUGCUGCUGCGCAUCAAAAAGACCAUCCAGGGUGAUGAGGAGGACUUGCGCUAGGCCUCCUCCAGCCACCGCCUUCCACCCAUCUGUCAGUCACAGAGUAUGAGGGCCGAGGGGGUGCAGCGCGGGCCACAUCUGCCAGGGCGCCAGACGGGCUCUGCUGGCUGGCUGGUCACCCAAUGCCCGCUGCAUCCCUCACCCUGCCAUUUAUUUAAGCCCCCAAAGGUGUCUUCCUGCCCUGGAAACCACCUGGACGGACUCUCCAAUACAGACCUCUCUGUGUGCAGCAGGAACCUGGGGUCAGCCUCCGGUCCCAUCUCCUUACCAGCUGUGUGCUAAGGCUUUUUCUGUCUCCCCUACCGUGUCCCCCAGCAGAGCUAAGAACACAGGUAGCCCUGAGACCUGCUCUUCCUGGCUGGUGGUGAUCCCUACCCCUGCCCCUACAAUGGCAGCCUCUCAGGUUAGACCCAGCCCUGGAACACACAGGGCCCCACGCCUGCUUCUUACCCGGCAUCCAGGUCUGUCUUGACCUGAAGCUGCAACCAGCCCAAAAAAGACAAUAAAAACCUGCCACUUUUGCAUGA
Molecule: messenger RNA, 1513 nt
Organism: Mesocricetus auratus (golden hamster)
Lineage: Eukaryota; Metazoa; Chordata; Mammalia; Rodentia; Cricetidae
Gene: Napa
Product: NSF attachment protein alpha
Exons: 11
Coding region: 99-986 (295 amino acids)
Biological process (GO): SNARE complex disassembly; regulation of synaptic vesicle priming; synaptic transmission, glutamatergic
Cellular component (GO): terminal bouton; synaptobrevin 2-SNAP-25-syntaxin-1a complex; vacuolar membrane
Molecular function (GO): syntaxin binding; soluble NSF attachment protein activity
Source: RefSeq, a predicted model, not a curated record